UUAGUCACCCAAGGGCAUUGUACUUCCCCAAAAAACAUUUCUAACAUGUUCAUCUAAUUCUUGAGUGACGACAAGAUAUCAUUUUGUUUUCAAAAGUUAUUUCUCAAUUGAUGUAGUGAUACCAGUUAAAUCAGAAUUUGUUGACGAAAUGAAGCUAUAUUAUAGAUUCUUUUGCACAUUCUGUGCUUUACUUCUAUGCACAUCAUUCACAAUGUGGAUAUACCAUAAGGAAGUAUUGAAGUCAAGAACUGUGGUAACGAAAUUAAACAACCCAUUGAGCGUUGGAAAAGAAUUUGCUACAAUUCAGAAACAAGAUUUCUGCAAUGGAAAUUUUGUUGGAUUUGAACAUAAAUGGGCGCUGUUAACAAAUGUUGUGGUACUUCCUGACAGAGGUUAUGGCCGCUCUGGUGGAGAAGAUAUUUCUGAGGUAUUAAAUCAAAGCGAGGAUGACGAGUAUUAUAAGCUUCAAAAGGGAUAUUUUACAUUAAAGUGCCUUACUGGAUCAAUAAAUUAUCAAUUCAAUAAAGUAAGUCAUUUACAUAAAUGGUUGAACGCGAUGGAUUUAAUAGAAUCUUCGUAUGGGAGUGAAAGAUAUGCGGAGCUCUGCACGAUUGUUGUUCAAAGAUAUGAAUAUGCAAACUUGUAUCACACUAUGACUGACUUUUAUAAUGUCUUCCUUUUGCUUGAAAUGUUUAAUAUUAAAUCAGAACAUGUAAGAAUUCUGCUAUUGGAUGGUCACCCUCAUGGUGCCUUGGAUACAACAUGGGGCAAACUAUAUAACGGAUAUAUUCGAGCCAGUGAUAUUAAACAACCUACACUAUUUCCGUGUAUGAUGUGGGCUACGGUUGGAUACGAUAGUCCAUUAAAUCAACAUCAAGUGACCCACGUUCCUAAAUUAGAGGAAUUCAGAAGGUUUUUCCUUCGACAACACGGACUAGCAAUAAACGACAGGAUCAAUUGUAAUAAUUUGACUGUUUUAUUUCUGUGGCGUCGAGAUUAUUUGGCACAUCCAAGAAAUCCUUCAGGAACAGUAUCAAGAAAAAUAAGGAAUGAAGAAGAACUAAUUGCAGCCGCGAAACAACAUUUCAGUAAACACACAAUACUGGAUGUUCAACUAGAUCUUCUUGAUAUGACAGAUCAAUUGAUAAUGGUGUCACAAACAGAUAUUCUGAUUGGAAUGCACGGCGCAGGUCUGUCCCACACCCUAUUUCUACCCCAACACGCCGGGCUAAUAGAGCUAUAUCCUACCUACUGGUCACAGUCCAAUGUACAUUUCAAGUCUAUGGCUAGAUGGCGUAGCUUACACUAUCUUAGUUGGCAAAAUAUGGACUCGACGAAAGAACUUGAAAAUAAAUAUACCAUUGUUGACGUGAACAGUGUGAAAACUCUUUUAGAUGAUAUGGCGCAUAAACUAUGUUGA
Dreissena polymorpha is the source of this 1420-nucleotide messenger RNA. RefSeq lists its product as uncharacterized. Gene Ontology annotation, molecular function: protein N-acetylglucosaminyltransferase activity. The coding region runs from base 149 to 1420 and encodes 423 amino acids. The record is from RefSeq and is a predicted model, not a curated record. Lineage: Eukaryota; Metazoa; Mollusca; Bivalvia; Myida; Dreissenidae. Gene Ontology annotation, cellular component: endoplasmic reticulum lumen. The transcript has a single exon.